Molecule: messenger RNA, 1801 nt
Organism: Trichechus manatus latirostris (Florida manatee)
Lineage: Eukaryota; Metazoa; Chordata; Mammalia; Sirenia; Trichechidae
Gene: TSFM
Product: Ts translation elongation factor, mitochondrial
Exons: 6
Coding region: 35-1012 (325 amino acids)
Biological process (GO): mitochondrial translational elongation
Cellular component (GO): mitochondrial matrix
Molecular function (GO): protein binding; translation elongation factor activity
Source: RefSeq, a predicted model, not a curated record
GCUCCCGCCUGCGCAGUGCGCGGCGUCCGGAGAGAUGUUGCUGCUACGGUCACUACGCCUUUGCCUGGUCCCGCGGACCGGAAGCCGCCCGGCGGGGCCUCUUCUGCUUCAGCCACCCCAGCCAUGGCCCACGUUUCACACUGGGCCCUGGCUUUAUGCCUCGGCUUCCAGCAAGGAGCUCCUCAUGAAGCUGCGGCGGAAGACGGGCUACUCUUUUGUGAACUGCAAGAAAGCUCUGGAGACUUGUGGUGGGGAUCUCAAAGAGGCAGAGAGUUGGCUCCACAAGCAGGCCCAGAAGGAGGGCUGGGACAAAGCUGUCAAACUCCAUGGGAGGAAGACUAAGGAAGGCUUGAUUGGGCUGCUGCAGGAAGGAAACACAACCGUGUUAGUAGAGGUAAACUGUGAGACAGAUUUUGUUUCCAGAAAUUCAAAAUUUCAACAGUUGGUCCAGCAAGUAGCUGUUGGAACCUUGCUACAUUGUCAGAACCUAAAGGAUCAACUCGCCACAUACAGUAAAGGCUUCCUGAAUUCUACGGAGCUCUCUGAACUUCGAGCUGGGCCUGACAGAGAAGGCUCUCUCAAGGAUCAGUUGGCCCUAGCAAUUGGGAACCUGGGAGAAAAUAUGAUUCUGAAACGAGCUGCAUGGGUGAAGGUGCCAUCCGGGUUCUACGUUGGCUCUUACGUCCAUGGAGCAAUGCACAGCCCCUCACUCCACAACCUGAUGCUGGGGAAGUAUGGGGCCCUGGUCAUCUGUGAGACAUCUGAGCAGAAAGCAAACCUCGAAGACCUUGGUCGCCGCCUUGGACAGCACGUGGUGGGCAUGGCCCCUCUCUCUGUUGGCUCCCUGGACGAUGAGCCUGGGGGAGAGACGGAAACCAAGAUGCUCUCCCAGCCAUACUUGCUGGAUCCGUCUAUCACGUUGGGACAGUAUGUGCAGCCCCAGGGGGUGUCUGUAGUGGACUUUGUGCGGUUUGAAUGUGGUGAAAGCGAAGAGGCAGCAGAGGCUGAAUAGAUUCCAGAGACUUUUUGGCCUAGGAGGAAAUGUUUUUUCUUAGCUCUGGACAUCAUUGCAAAAAGAAGUUAUUUCCUAAGCCUCUUAAAACCUGAAAUUCGUUUUUUAGUUUAUAAUGAAAUUAUAUACUUCAUGGGUAGAGUUAUUAAAUAAAACUGUUUAUAUAAUAAAGAGAGUAGAAUUUUCCUUGUUUGGGUAACAGUGGUUUAGCUUUUGUGUGCCUUACCUGUGACAGAUUUUAAAACAACAAUACUUGGGCCUUGUUGAAGUGACUGACAGUGUCUGGGGAAACAGGCAUCAACAAUUGUGCUGCUGUUCCCUUUAACAGAUUUAUUAUGGUUCCCAAAAUUUCUAACUCACCAUUCUAGCUGACUCCUUCUAUGACAUAGAACAAUCUUGUUCUGCUUCCACUUUGUGACAUGUUUAGACUGUACUUCUACCCUGGAAUUUCCCCAGUUACACUGCUUCUGCCACAUGGAUUCCUUUGGAAUUUGUUGAUUCAAAGUUAGAGUUGUCUGGAAAAUGUGGCUCAUUUGUUGAUGUCUGCAGUAUGCUUUGAAGGCACUCUGCAGUGGUAUACAUACUGGUUCUGGCUUCAUUACUGAAAUUAACAACACAUGAUCCUAUAUCUCUUUUUGGAUAAUGAGGUCCGGAUGGGUGGUACUGAGGUUUCCUGGAUAGCUGUAAGGCAGAUUUCAACAUUCUUGUGCCAGAAAAGGAGUUACAGUGGCCCGGUUAUCCAGUGGAGCCCUGGUGGUGCACUGGUUUAGAGCUUGGUGCUAACCAAAA